Gigantopelta aegis is the source of this 4246-nucleotide messenger RNA. RefSeq names its product dual specificity mitogen-activated protein kinase kinase 7-like. Gene Ontology annotation, molecular function: protein kinase activity; ATP binding. Bases 2429 to 3595 code for a protein of 388 amino acids. Gene Ontology annotation, biological process: protein phosphorylation. The transcript has 14 exons. The record is from RefSeq and is a predicted model, not a curated record. NCBI's taxonomy places the organism in Eukaryota, Metazoa, Mollusca, Gastropoda, Neomphalida, Peltospiridae.
AACUCAUUACGACUGUUCAAAAUGUUGAAUAAUGUCAACAAGCGUUUGGCACCAAAAAUAGGAUUUAUAGACGUCACAUUGUUUGUUGUUGUCGGUUGUAAUUCGCUUUUGAGACCGAUUUUUGAUUAGUUAUGUGAUCUAUUUGACCACGAGCAUUUUUCGCACCAGUUUUUGCCAACUGACAUUAGAUCUUUUAGAAAUCGAUUUAACUGUUGUAUUCCAGUUUGAAAAACAAAACGUCUUUUUUUUGUUGGUUUUUGUUAUUGUUUUGUUUAGCCAUAGUAAGCACAAUGACAGUCUGUUAACUUAAUGUUAUGUAUGUUUCCCUCAUUCGGUAAGGGACCUGUUUCAUUGCAUAGGAUUGUGCGCAGUAGUACAUUUGAAAAUUUCUGACAUUGUUGACUUUUGCGUGUGGGAAGUAAACAAAUGUCUGUCACAUUCACGGAAAAGCUAGUAAAAAUGAGGUUAAAAUUAGCAAAAAAAAAAAGAAAAAAAAAGAAGAAGCAACACUGAAGUUGACCCACUCAUAAACAUGGCACAUUUCAUAGACUAAUUUGAAAGAAAACUUAAAUUUUGUCUGUCGUCAACUGUUCUACUAUCUAGUUAUUUAAGUCACAUGAUUGCACAAUUCCUUCAGUUAAGAAAAUAAUUUGCCGUGGAAAAAUAGUGUCCACAGAAUUUUCCAUGAAAAUUUUACUGUUAGCAUGUUUGCAACUGGUUUGUAAGUAAAUCUGAAUGAUGAGUUUAUUUGUUUUGUUUGCCAAUAUGCUGUACGAUUUAUUUAUAGCAGUGGCAGUAUUUGUUGAUUGAAAGUGACAUAACAGUUAACACACGGAUGACACAAGCAUGAUCAAGAACAAUGGGGUUGCAAGGAGAUGACAAUUUAUUGUAACCUCUGUAUAAAGAUAUAAUAAAGUGAAACCAGUCUAUGGUGUUGAAAUGAGUGAAAACCUUUAAAACUCGACCAUUCCCUAACUGGUACUUCUCGGAGGUAUGUGCGGUUUUUUUAACAUUAUGAGAAAUGUAUUUCACUGUAUUACAAACACCAGGAUAACCAGGAACACUCAGAUGUAUUAAAAUGGGUAGUCUAAACAAUAAACUGUCAUUAAUGUCUUAUUUUAAUAAUCAAAAACAUAUCUAAUAGUGAACAAUAUGUGGUAGGCUUUAAAAACUAGGCCAAAGCGGUUCAGUUAAACAAUUAUUUCAAUAUUUUAACCAGUGCAAUUUCUGCAUGAUACACUGUAGUCAUAAAAUAUUAGCUAUCUUAAAAUUUAGCUAAAUCCAGAUAAGUGACAUAUUAGCAAUUUUUUUUUUUUAGUGAGGUCAUGAUAAAAACUGAAAAAGAAUACAUACUUGAGCAGGCCUGGAAAUAUAUAUUUUUUUAGUGGUACUUGUCAAAAUGACCUAUGUCAAUCAAUUUGAGCCUAUCAAAAAUGAAACUCUGCCUGUCGACCAAAUAUUGCAAUAAUGUUACUAUUAUGCUGUAUUAAUCAUGUACUAUUACAUAUACCCAUAGAACUACUAUUCAUGAUGUAGUGAAACUCCUCUAUGGUAAAGUAUGGUUUUGAUGGAUUUGUAUUCUGUUCACUGUUAAAUAUAGAAAAAGUAAUAAAACUGGAAAAUAACAAAUUUCUACAAUCAAUUGUGGAUAAAAUAAUGCAACACAUUUAUAAGCACUUAGAUUGGGGGUUGGGCGUUUUGUUCAUAAUCAAACACGUUAACAUUUCGUUGGACUGUCUGACAUGCUGUAAUUUCAUUUGGAAAUUAAAUACAGUUGAUACCUUUCUACAAAGCCAACUUGAAAAAUUCAUUUGAUUAUAUAAACAUUAAACAAAUUACCGCAGAAAAACAGGCGAUGAGGCCUACAAUAUGUCAAAUUCCAAUCACGUACGAAAACUGAAAUAACUUUAUAAUAACAAAGCACCUAAUAAACAUAUUGAAUGUGUACUUCAGUUAUUUAAUUUUGUUUUUUUGUUUUCCUUUAAUUUUGAUUGCUUAAUUGACAUUCAUCAGAACUGCAAAACACGCUAACGUACUGUUGAUAAAUAUAGACUGACAGCUAAACUGUAUCAUGCACAUAUCACACUACCUGUCUAAUUGGCCAAUGUAAAUCAUGACCGCUACCCUUGGGACCGUGCGGUUUCCAAGGUACAACUUGACACUAGAUUAUUUGUCCACUGUUCAGUUUAGACAGUAAAAUGUUCGUAUUAAAAGAUGCAUUGAUUAUUUUAGCCAUUCGGAACACAUUGGAUCAUCAAGCAUGCUCGAGCCUAUUAAUAGACAUUGAAAAAACCAUUUUGGGGCAAAUGCGAAGAUGUUCUAGCAACAGUUCCAUAAGCACGUGCAUGCUGCAUGAUAUGUGAAUGGCACAGUUGACUGGAAUGCGUACAGUAACAACAACCACACGUUGGACUCCACCUCCCCAGACAUGAUGCAUGAUACGUCCAGGUUCCGUAUCGGAAGACUUGACAUGCUUGGAAAUCACAGUGAUGGAGGAGGCACGUCGUCGCGAUCCAGCUCCGCCCCGUCGUCAGGGCGACGGCGACCAGACAUGCAGCUCGACUGUCACAGACUGGCACCAGAGAGACGGAGGACCGGCAUGCAGCUUGAUUGUCAGAUUAGAUCGCGGCCGCCUGACAGCCGAGAGAUCGAUCAGAAGUACGAGGAGAUAAUGAAACAGUCGGGAAUACUCACAAUAAAUAAACAGAAAAUCCACACAGAAAUCGGUGACCUGGAAUCUCAAGGUGAACUAGGUCACGGGACCUGCGGGCAGGUCAUCAAGAUGAAACACAAGGGAACAGGCUAUCUCAUGGCAGUCAAGCAAAUGCGACGAUCUGGAAACAAGGAAGAGAACAAAAGAAUAAUAAUGGAUCUCGACGUUGUUCUGAAGAGUCACGACUGCCCGUAUAUCGUGCAGUGUAUCGGAACAUUUAUCACGUCUAGUGAAGUCUGGAUCUGUAUGGAAUUGAUGUCAACGUGUCUGGACAAACUUCUCAAGAGAACACACAAACCGAUUCCCGAAAGAAUUUUAGGCAAAAUGGCUGUCGCUAUUGUGCGAGCUCUUCACUAUCUGAAAGAAAACCAUGGAGUCAUUCAUCGAGAUAUCAAGCCCUCCAACAUUCUACUGGAUGAGAAGGGAACGGUCAAGCUGUGUGAUUUCGGGAUCAGCGGGAGACUGGUCGACUCGAAAGCCAGGACGCGGACAGCAGGCUGUGCGGCGUACAUGGCGCCUGAGCGAAUUGAUCCACCGGACCCAUUGUGUCCAGACUAUGACAUCCGAGCUGACGUCUGGAGUUUAGGAAUCUCACUGGUUGAGCUGGCCUCAGGUGAGUUUCCGUACAAAGACUGUAAAACCGACUUUGAAGUGCUGACCAAAGUGUUACAAGAAGACCCACCACUGCUACCACCUGGCGAAGACUUUUCACACGAGUUCUGUUCCUUUGUUAGAGAUUGUUUAACGAAAGAUUACAAGAAGAGACCAAAGUAUAAAAAGUUAUUGGAGCACACAUUCAUCAAGAGGUAUGAGAAAGAGUCAGUAGAUGUUGGUAUGUGGUAUACAGCCAUUUCCAAAACCAUCGAGGUGAAGGCAUCUUGACAGCCGAUAGACUUCAUUGGAUGAAGAUGAUAGUUGUAUAUCAAACCUCAAACACUGGUUGGACUGUCAAUGUGCCGGGAAAAAAAAAAGAGAAGAGAAGACUACAUUACCAAGGGAAGUAACUGCUGUGCUGACUUUGGUUCCCCCAAUAGGUUCCAUCGAUUUGCAUUGUUUCUGCUUCUGACACAUGCGGCAGCCAUGGCAGAUUGUCUGGAACUGUCCUCCAGUGUUUGUUUUCGUCCUGUUUGCUGGGUCGACCAUCUCAUUGUUUCCGCUAGUCCUAGACCCGUAAUCGGAUGAGACCUCAGGAUGCGUCCAGUUUUUAGUCCUUGCUGCAUCAUUGCUGCCUGUUCCUGUGCUUAUAUGUUUUACUGAGCAGGGUUUCUGGAUGUUUGCACAGUUUUGUUCUGUACGAGAUUGUUGACCGUUUCAAGUCUCCAUACUAUUACUGCAGAGCUCUUCCCAUCCACUCACUGGUAGGGUUCGACUAAUGGGCAUUUAAGUUUCCAACCAGUAAUUAAAAGUUCUGCCCAGCACUUUUGCUGCUGUUCAUGCUGCCAACUAUAAUAAUAUUCCAGUGUGUAAACAACCCACCACCCCCCACAAAAAAACCCCCAAAAACAAAAAUUGUUUUAAAAAUAAAUAAAUAAA